Messenger RNA from Liolophura sinensis, 4988 nucleotides. RefSeq names its product epsin-2-like. NCBI's taxonomy places the organism in Eukaryota, Metazoa, Mollusca, Polyplacophora, Chitonida, Chitonidae. Gene Ontology annotation, cellular component: clathrin vesicle coat; endosome; plasma membrane. Gene Ontology annotation, molecular function: phospholipid binding; clathrin binding. Gene Ontology annotation, biological process: endocytosis. The record is from RefSeq and is a predicted model, not a curated record.
GUAUUCCAGUAGGUGGCGAAGGCUGUCACACACCCGGACAUUCUACACGGCAGUACUUAGCAUUCGAAGAUUAUCUGAGGGAACAGGAACUCCGCUGUGCGGCUUUUAAUUUUUUUUUAGACAGAAUGCCUCCAAUACGAAGAACAUUAAAAAAUGUUGUGAAAAAUUUCUCUGACGCUCAAAUUAAGGUGCGAGAAGCGACCUCCAAUGAUCCAUGGGGUCCUUCCAGCACGCUUAUGUCGGAGAUUGCCGACCUGACUUACAACGUGGUGGCUUUCACGGAAAUCAUGCAGAUGUUGUGGAAGCGUCUGAAUGACCAUGGGAAGAACUGGAGGCAUGUGUACAAGUCCCUUGUGUUGCUGGACUACAUCAUUAAAACAGGCAGUGAAAAGGUCGCACAACAGUGUAAGGAAAACAUAUUUGCCAUACAGACUUUGAAGGAUUUUCAGCACAUUGAGGAAAAUAAGGACCAGGGAAUGAAUGUACGGGAGAAAGCAAAGCAACUGGUGUCUCUUCUAAAAGAUGAUGAAAGAUUGAAAAACGAGCGUGCUAAAGCAUUGAAAGCCAAAGAACGAUUUGCUCAGAGCUCAAUAGGGGUUGGCAGCCAGGGUCAGGGUGGAGGUUUUGGUGCAGGCAGCCCCACCCUGCAGUCGGGAUCUGGGGGAUAUCAAGACCCGUAUGGCGGGGCAACAGGACAGGAUGACACCUCCCCAAGUGGGCGACGUCUGUCCACAGACCUGGAGUCUGCUCGUCCAUCGUCCGUCGGGGAAGAGGAACUGCAGCUUCAGCUGGCUCUGGCCAUGAGCAAAGAGGAACACGAAGAGGAGCUGAAGAAACAGAAAAGUGAUGACAUCAAAUUGCAGUUGGCCAUUGAGGAGAGCCAGAAAGAUGAUGAUAAGACUCUUAUCCAGCUCUUGUUGGUUCUGGCUGGGAUUCUGGCUGGCCAAGAGACUGUUUCCCCAGGCCCUCCAGUAACAACCUCUUCACUAGUGGAUGUGUUUGACAGCGGCACACGAGGACAGCCUCUUCAGACGGACCCCUGGGGUGCCCCACUACAGCGGGUCCCUCCAACAUCUCAUCCUCCUGACCCCUGGGGUGCCCCAUCAGCUAAACCUGCCUCGAACAUGGGCCCCCAGACCCCUGGAACUCGCCUGUGGCUGCCUCUAAGGCUGCUCCUCAGUUCGCAGACUGACCCGUGGGGAGCUCCUGCCCCACAAGCAACCCCUUGGACAACAUCUGCAGGUAAUGCCGCGUCUCCAGGCGGGUUUGAUUCAUUUGGGCACAGCACAACAACAACUACCAAUGGGACCUCUGGCAAUAUAGACGAUGCAUUUGACUUGCUUAGUUCACGGACUGACACAGUUUCUCCUUCGCAAGGAAAAACUAACAAUGCAGCUAUGGAUGGAUUUGACCCAUUAACAGGUAGUACAUCUAAUAAUGGAGUGGACCCAUGGAACAUGAGCUCUGUUGAUCAAGCCUUAGGAGCGAAUGCUCGCAAGAAGUCCCCACAGGAGUUUUUAGGAGCCAACGCAGGUUUAGUGAAUCUAGAUGACUUGGUAUCAAGAGCUCCUCAAAAAGGUACGAACCCUUUCACUGCGAGUGCCAGUAAUCCUUUUGAACAGUCGAACCAGCGAGUACCAUUAAAUCAGCUGCAGAACACAAACGCGAGUGGAUUUGCCCAACCAGGGGGAGCAACUCUGCUUCCCACCCCACUCAUCCCUGUGAACACUUCAUCUCAACCUAUGCAACCACAAGCCAGUUACAAUCCCUUCCUCUGAGACAGGCUAAGCUCUCUCGUCGGGACGGCUGUGAUGUGACAUAUCAUCUCAGCAGCUGUCCCUGGCGCAGAUUACAUACUGUGAGUGGCUCUCUAUAGCACAGAUUACACAUUGUCAGUGACUGUUUGAAGGAGAGGUGAUCAUAAUUAGACUUCUGAGAUAAAUUUCACAAUGAACUCCAGGUAUCACCUGAAUUUUAUUGGAUUAAUUGAUAUAAUUCAAAUUUUAAUGUCCUUCCCCGGACUCCAAGGAGGCAGUGUUCAGGGGGCUGAGGAAUAAAGACCUCUUAGGUCGCAGAUGGUCAUCUGUAUAUUAUGGAAGAGGAAUUUCAUUUACCCAGACAGCAUACUACAGCUGAUAUCCUUGGUUACAUAGAGGACAGUGUGGCACUUGUGUAAUGAUCGUCACAAUGCCAGCAGAUGUAUGCACCUAGGCCAGGUACAAAUUAGGACCUCCUGUGGACUGACCAAGGCUUUUCAAUUAUCUAGCAGUAUAAUGGAUGACACAACUUGUGUGGUGUACAUGUACUUGUUUGUUUUAGUGCUUUAUUAUAAUUCUUUCCUCAUUUCUGAAAGCUGAAGGGAGCCAAUGUACAGUUACCCUUCAGGAUCAAAACCUUGUCUGUCUGUCUUAAUCUAGAAGCUGUACUACCCAGUACUUCAGUACCCAAUCUCCGUAUCAAUACCUGUGAAAGUAUGCCAUCAAGGAUAUACCUUUGUACAUAGAUACAUAUAUGUAUACAUGCACACAGACAGACAUAAACACCAACACAGGUAUAUAUAUAUAUAUACAUGUAUAUGGUCUGUUUAUGACAAUAUAAGUAUCUAAAUGAAUGUCCUGGUGGCUAAAAGCUGUGCAGCAUGACUAUUUUUAUUGUUAUAAAGGGAGGUAAUUGUAGCAUCACAACGUAGUCACAGUAUUACAGAUUCCUAUUUUGGCUUGGCCUGUUCUGUUCGGCCAGAUCUUAACUUCAUGACCUUCUUUUGGAACUUUCGUUUUGUGUAUUGUAAAUCUGAACACAUUGUAUGUAGACAUUUUAAUUAAAGGCUUAUUUUAUACAAAUCUGUAUUUACUAUCCUUUAGUAGUUAUUAUGUUUUUAAUAUUUGUUAUUGUAGGGCAUGCUUUUCUUGUUGCUUCUCUGUGUUACAGCCCAUUUGCAUUGAAAAUUGUGUGCUGAUAUGCCAUGAUAGCAUAUUAAGUGUUGCCAACAAAAUCAGACUGCACGUUCUAUCACAGUUAAUAUUAUACAGGUAACCAAAAUGACUUGUUCAUUUCAUUCCAUCAGUUUAGCAUGUAUAAUGUGGCGCAAAAUGCAUGAUUUUCUGAAUAUUAAUACAUUUCUGAAAGUGUCAGUCUGGAGUUAUCUCCCUUGAAACAGGAAUUGUCUCUUGAUCUGUGAUGCUAGAAUGAAUACAGACUUCCAUACCCUGUAUUUGGUGAAGGAAAAAUGAUAAGAGAUUAAAUCCCAAAUCGUUUUACCUAAGGUGAUAUUUGAUGGUAUAAAACUCUGUGUGAGUGACAUUAUGUGUAUUGUAAGUCACCGCCUGUUCACUCAGCUGUUAAGCUUAUGGCUUAAGUUGCCGGGGACCACUUUCACAAAACUUUGUCAUUUUUCUCGUAACUUUUCUUCGUAUAAGACGUCUGGGUAAUAGUAGCAUAAGGCAAAGUCAUUUAUAAUAAAAGUUAAGAAAAACUGAUUUUUCAGGGUUACAGGGCUAACGUUCGCAAGGCCAUUCACCGCAUUUUUAUGCAGACGUGUGAUUGACACUUUCUCCCCGAUCCAUGGUUACAGGUUGAGAUAUGAUGACAAAGUCUGUAAAUAGUGGAUGGAAUUGCUAUGUGUUGGUACCAUUGGCCUUACAGGGUGAAGUCAACACCGAGUCUAAGGGACUAAAGCCAUACUUAACUGUUUAACCUGACCAAAAGCUAGGGCUACAGGUAGAAAUACACUAAACAUUCAGCAGUCGGCAGGAUUGGCCAUUAGUGAUGGCUAUACCAGUGUAUUGGCUCACCUUGUAUUACCUUGGAUCAGCCCUACCUGCCUUUUCUCACCUGACAUUUACAUUUACCUAUACCAGCCUAACAUUGUUUUCAAGCUUUUAUUUUGUCUGUAAGAGAAGUGCCUCUCAAUAUGGAAGUUAUUGGCAGUCUUAUCUGAUACCAUGGGUCCAGAAUGAAAUGUGGAGAUUUUUCAGUGUGUGCUGUCCCUGUUACACCUUCAUCAGUUUGCUCUACCAGCCUUUGCCAAACUUCAUUAACCCUUCAUCCGUUAGAUAGGUACAAUGAAACUCUGACCCAGUAUCACACCACAUCAGCUCUAAGUACACUACUUGUUGUAGCAGUAACACAAUCUCAUAGGACAAACUGAUGUAUGUGUAAUCUAUCUGCAGGCACUAAUCUAGGUGAUCACAGUGUCUGUGAGCACUAAUCCAGGUGGUCACGGUGUCUGCGGGAACUAAUCCAGGUGAUCACGGUGUCUGCGGGAACUAAUCCAGGUGGUCACGGUGUCUGCGGGAACUAAUGCAGGUGAUCACAGUGUCUGCGGGCAGUAAUCCAGGUGGUCACGGUGUCUGUGGGCACUAAUCCAGGUGUCACGGUGUCUGCGGGCACUAAUCCAGGUGAUCAUGGUGUCUGCGGGCACCAAUCCAGGUGGUCACGGUGUCUGCGGGCACUAAUCCAUGUGAUCAAAAAAUUGCAAAGUUGUCAGGACAGUCAUUUUGCACGCAUACAUGUCCCAGAGUCUUUGUUGGCCAAGGUUAUCAACUUGCCUUUAAGCCUUUUUUUUUUGCCUUUAAGACUCCGGCCAAUAAUGAAAGCUUAUAAGCAUUUAGCCAGGCUGGUGCUAUCCAGUUUCGCAGGUGUAUUUAGAGUUCUAACAUUUUAAAAAAGAGCAAUAAAGUUUCAGAAAAAUCCACAUCAUUAUUUACCUAUAUUCUCCAGCAUGUCUGCACACACAUCCAUAGCACUGACAGGGAUGGCCAGUUACAGGGCAUGCUAAAAACCUCAAAUGGAAAUGCCAGAACCUGCAUCAGUUAUUACAAACCACAGUGAUGAAGAAUCCAAGCAUGGCAUGCUUUUAUUACAAACCACAGUGAUGAAGGAUCCAAGCAUGGCAUGCUUUUAUUACAAACCACAAUGAUGAAGGAUCCAAGCAUGGCAUGCUUUUAUUACAAACCACAAUGAUGAAGGAUCCAAGCAUGGCAUGCUUU